CAAAUAAGGUGAAUAAAACAGAAAAUCAUAACCUAUCACCGUUAGUCCCCGCUCACCAAUUCAUCAUUUGUUGUUUGAUUCAAUUUAUUUAUGUUCAUAAAUAUGUUGAUGCUCUUACCCAGCAAUUCAAUGCCUUCAUCAGCUUCCUAGUUGUGGACGCGGAAGAACUGGGAAUUCUCCCUCCUUCUCCUCCUCUUCCUCGUCAUUCAUCAUCACCUUGUUGUCGUUCUUUUACUCUGAACAUGGGUUCUCGAUGUUCCAAACAAAUUGAACGGAGAAAGAAAAUCCGAACAGAGAAGAAAUCUCUGGCUGAUCUCAAAGUCUCCGGCGAAGACUACCCGGGCGCUGAUUUUCACCCACAGGAUAGAAAAAACUGGAUGUCUGAGCUCAACCCGGAGAAAGUUCAUAUCAACAAGAUUGUGUGGCCAGGAACUCACGAUUCUGCGACUAACAAAAUAGGAAUCCCUCUCAUCACUCGUCCUUUCGCUGGAUGCCAAUCCCUAUCGAUCUACCAACAGCUCGUCAUGGGGACCCGGCUCCUCGACAUCCGGAUCGAGAAGAACCGACGGGUCUGCCACGGAAUACUCACCAGUUACAGCGUCGACGUCGUGAUCAACGACGUCAAGAAGUUCCUAUCGGAAACCCAAUCAGAGAUCAUAAUCCUGGAGAUCCGAACGGAGUUCGGGCACGAAGACCCCCCUGAAUUCGACAAGUACUUGAUCGAUCAGCUGGGCGAGUUCCUGAUCCACCAGGACGAUCACGUGUUUCAGAAGACUAUAGCGGAAGUGUUGCCCAAGAGGAUUAUAUGUGUUUGGAAGCCGAGAAAAUCAGCUCAUCCGGGAGCGGGAAGUCCGCUGUGGAGUGCAGGGUAUUUGAAGGAUAACUGGAUCGAGACUGAUUUGCCAUCGACGAAAUUCGAGAGCAAUUUGAAGCACCUGGGGGACCAGCCGGCGGCGGCGUCGAGGAAGUACUUUUACAGGGUGGAGAAUACGGUGACGCCGGUGGCGGAUAACCCAGUGGUGUGCGUGAAACCAGUGACGAGAAGGAUCCACGCCUAUAACAGAUUGUUUAUAUCGCAGUGUUAUUCCAAGGGAAUUGGAGACAGACUACAGGUAUUUUCUACGGAUUUCACAGAUGAGGAUUUUGUGGAUGCUUGUGUUGGCCUUACUCAUGCAAGGGUUCAAGGGAAAGCCUGAAUCUCGUUUAGUUUUGGAAUUUCAUUUCUACUCUCUCAUUAUUCUGCAUAUCUGCGUAAUGCUUGCAACAUGGUGCCGCCAGUCUCAGUUCAUUAUGGUUUUUGUUUCUGCAGUGCUGUGUACAUGUCUCACGUCUUUUGGUUUUUCUUUGUAAAUUGUAAUGUGAUUAUCACACCGGUCUGGGUUACUUGUGGCUUGUAAAUUUAUUUAUUUUAGUCCACUGUGGGCUCCCAUAAAACCUAUGUUAUGAUGUUGUGAAUUUUGUUUAUUUAUUCAAGUUGAUGAAUUCGAAAGUUCUCAUA
Prosopis cineraria is the source of this 1498-nucleotide messenger RNA. RefSeq lists its product as uncharacterized. Bases 243 to 1196 code for a protein of 317 amino acids. Gene Ontology annotation, molecular function: phosphoric diester hydrolase activity. The record is from RefSeq and is a predicted model, not a curated record. Lineage: Eukaryota; Viridiplantae; Streptophyta; Magnoliopsida; Fabales; Fabaceae. The transcript has a single exon. Gene Ontology annotation, biological process: lipid metabolic process.